GCCCCGGUCCAUCAGAGCAAUUCGCUUUGCACAGUCAGCUACACCAUGAGCUCGCAGGCACUUGCAAGAUACCCUUGGUUCGUUGUCUUUGUCUUUGCCACUGCAGCAAAAGGGAACCCUGAAACACCCUCUUUCCAGUCAGGGAUCCUGUAUCAGUACCGGUACUCACUGGAGGGACACCUGCACCAUCUGUCAGAGUUGCCUUUGCAAGGAGGCAGAAUCCAGGUGGAAGCAUUGGUUGAUGUGCAGUGCUUGUGGAGGAGCGUGAAGGAUGAACACGAGCAGCUUCUCCGAGUGCAGAUCCAUAAUGUGCAAAUCAAACAUGAUGACGACAAACAUGACGAAGCCGUGACAUCUUCAAUGAAUGUUACAGAACUGCUGCAGCCCAUCUUCCUCCACUGGAAUCAUGGGAAGGUUGAAGGCAUCUACCAAGACAAGGCAGGAAGUCCCUUAAUUCUGGAGUUGAAGCGGGGCCUUGCCAGUCUCCUCCAGUUUCAGACACAUGCAGGGACUGUGACUGAGGGGGACAUUUCUGGAAGCUGCCAAGUUACUUAUGUGGUCUCUGAGGAUUCUGUUCUGAAGAUGAAAGAUCUGCACAGCUGCACAAGACCCGCAUUUGGAUUCAGCUCUGUUAACAAAAUUUUUGGAGUCUUGUGGCAACCCACAAGUAAAACCCGUUAUUCAAUGGAAGGAAGUCUCAUCAAGUCUGCAUUGUCUGAGGAAAGUCACACCAUCUCUCUAAUCUUGAAGUCUUCUAUUGGAGCUAAUAUCACCUCUAGGCAGCUUCUUGAACUUGUGACUCAAGGGCCUGGAUCAAAUGAAUUACCUCAGAAGAGUCUUCCAGAAGCUUUGGCUGCUGUGCUGGACAAAGUCCAUCCUAUGAACAUAACAAGUGAGCCUUCCAAGAGGCUCUGCACUAAGUGCCCAACACUCAAAACCUAUUUGAAAGAACUUCAUGAGUGGUUGAAGAUGGAUCGCUUCAAGGCAUCAACUACUUGGCAUUUUUGCGGAGUUGUCUACAUGCUUCAUGGGGCCAAGAAAAAGGAUAUUCUUCUGUUGCUGAAGAAAGCUCCAAAGGAUAUGGUCCCCUUCUAUAUCGAAGCUGCAGUUGCUGCCCAGACUAAGGCUGCCUUGGCAGCACUGUCCGAGUUCCUGGAUAUGAGGAACAAGGAGCAGGUGCCCCUGCAAGAGAAGUUUCUCUACGCUGCAGCCUUCUCCCCUCGGCCUUCAAAGGAGCUUUUGCGGAUGGUGAUAGAUUUGCUGGGUGGGAAGAAACUGGUGACAUCCAUUUGGGAGACGGGGAAUUUAGCUAUUGGCAGCCUGAUCGGCAAGUUGUGCCAGAUGCAACUGUGUGAGCUGGAGGAAGUACGGCUCCAGAUGGAGAGGAUCCUCCACAAGCUGAAAAGCACCAGGAGCAACUCAGAGAGGGUGAUAUACCUGUUGUCCCUGAAAAAUGCACUGCUCCCAGAAUCCAUCCCCACCUUCCUACAUUAUGCAGAGGAGGGUCCUGCACCCAUCUCAGCUACAGCGCUGUCUGCAUUGCAGAGGUACCCAGCACAGCAUAUCUCAGACACGGUUAAAGCAGCAAUGAAACGCAUUUUCUAUCAAGUUCGAAGAAAGUAUUCAAACGUUUUAAGGCUUGCGGCUGCAGAGAUUCUCUUGGACAAUGAUCCCUCCCCAGCAGACUUCACCCAUGUCUUGUUGGUCACCAGAGAACUACAACCAGAAAUGGCACAAUUUCUGCUCUCAAAAAUCCAAGGCAUUUUACGCUCCCCUCAUCAUCCAAGCAGGCAAGUGAUCAAAGAUGUUCUGAAAGAUCCACAGAUAAAUAAUUACUACUUCCUCUCAUCACUAGCUGGGAACUCCAUCUCCUUCUUGGGACCACUAGCAGUUACGAAUGACACACUCUCAACCUUUGGUCUGAAGCUUUUGUUCUCUGACAUUGGUUUCCUGAGGACGAGCACCACGAGUUUUGAUGUUCUAAGUCAUGGCCACCAAUUCCAAGCUGCUCAGGUGGCCUUUGAAGCGAUGGGACUUGACAGUGUUCUAGCAGGUGACACACCUGAUGAAGAGGAGGGAUUCAAGGCCGGCAUGUCUGUGACUUUGCUUGGUGUCCAGCUACGGCCAGUGGUCUUCUUUGAUGGCUAUACAGACCUAAUGGCAAAGGUCUUUACCAGCUCAGGAAAGCCCACAAGUGUGAUGAAAGGGAACGUGCUACUGAUGGAUCAUCAGCAGGCUGUCCCGCUUCAGUCUGGUCUCCAAGCUGUGAUUUCGCUCCAAGGAGGACUUGGGCUAGAUGUUUCAGCUGACAUCCAUGUGAAUGUAUGGAAUCAGGAACUCACAACAGACGUUGAAACAAGGGGUGCCAUGACCAUCGACUUCAAAGCAGAACUCGAUGCUCCAUUCUUUCAAGUGACUCUCAAAAGCGAAAAUGAGAUUGAGAUGGCCACAAAUUUCUAUACUACUGCAACUGUUACCAGCCUCCCUGUGCUCAUGUGUCUGCAGGUUACAGAGGAAAGAGUCUCUCACGGGCAAUACAUCUCGGUCAGUCAAUCUUCUGCCAACCAUGACGCGACUGCCCACGAAGAAAGGAGGACCAGCAUGCCCGGGCGCGAACUGGCCUUGCACCCGGCCAAUGCUGUAAUGUGCAAAAUACUGCUCGCGGGCCAAUAAAAGUAGUAUCCAUCUGA
Messenger RNA from Varanus komodoensis (Komodo dragon), 2690 nucleotides. Its product is annotated as microsomal triglyceride transfer protein large subunit-like. Gene Ontology annotation, biological process: lipid transport; lipoprotein metabolic process. Lineage: Eukaryota; Metazoa; Chordata; Lepidosauria; Squamata; Varanidae. The record is from RefSeq and is a predicted model, not a curated record. The coding region runs from base 46 to 2673 and encodes 875 amino acids. Gene Ontology annotation, molecular function: lipid binding. Gene Ontology annotation, cellular component: endoplasmic reticulum; Golgi apparatus; basolateral plasma membrane. The transcript is spliced from 18 exons.